This is a messenger RNA of Amoebophrya sp. A25, 1953 nucleotides long. Lineage: Eukaryota; Dinophyceae; Syndiniales; Amoebophryaceae. The record is from the annotation of a GenBank genome assembly.
AUGGACGACGCGGCUGUGCCUCCGGCUCCUGCAAAAGGAGGCAACGAUGGCGAACAGCGUCCACUCGCAGAGGGAGACGAAACCGCGACAGCUGAGGAUGAUGGUGCGGUCUUAAUGGUCGAGUCACAAUGUCCCAUUUGUCUCGACGAUUGCCUCAUCGCGAGUGAACGCCCAGAGGAUCAAGCUGUUUUUCUACCGUGUUGCUACGUCUCGCUCCACGAUGGCUGUCUCGAGUCUCUUCUUCGAUCUUCCUGUGGGGAGAAAAAGAGUGCCAUUGCCUUUUUCCUUGACCCGCCUUCAUUGUUAAGGGCUUCCGGAUUGCAUUCCUCACUACCAUCUAUGCAGCUGGGCUCUUUUCCUAGUUGUAGAAAAGAAGCCAGGGUGGACGUUCUGAGGAAUGUGGUUAAUUCUGUAACCACCUCUAAUAUUGAAUGAUCCGGCAAAUGAUCCGGCGACACUUGUUCCCUUAUCUGGGGUAUUAAUCAGCCGCUCGUCAUCGGGGCCUACAGAUACCGAAGAUGAUGGAGGUGGAAGUAGCAGCACAGCUGCUAGUAGUUCUUCUGGAGAUCAGAAGGAGGCUGUAGAGACUAGAACGGGGACUUGUCCUGUUUGUCGGCAACAGUUUUCGGCUUCCAUGGUACUGAGGGACGAAAAGCUAGUGCAAAAACUGCUGUCUCGAAAGGAAUGGAGUCAACGCCAGAAAGACACCCUCGUGACCUCGGAAUUGGGCAAUCACUUGUUUUUAGGCAUUUUCAUCGUGGGAUUUGGCCUGCGGGAAAUCAUAGUGCUCGUUUUGGAUAGUUGCAAGGGGGUGGCGCGCUUUACGUGGAGGAAAGGAUUGGACUUGAGUUAUUUCACGAUCGCGAAAUCGACCCAAGGCUCCAUUUGGACGCUAAAGCAGAUAAAGAACGGAGGCGAUCUCGUACUGUACGCGGUCGUGAGAGGAGGAGCGAAAAUUCUUCAUCACUUCCUCUAUGGGGUAGCGAAAUGCAAGCCGGUACAUAUUGUUUAGUAGCUGCAUGUUGUGUAGCUGCACGUUGUCUUUCUCUUUACGUGUAAUAUCUUCAGCUUUCGAAUUUUUUCAUAAACAAGUUACGAGGCGUAGUACUCGGACAACUAAGUAGAUGAUCUUUCAAUAUUCCUUCAAAAAAAUUAUGCCAGCUUAUCGAGGCAGUCCUCAUCAACCCGGGACUAGCCUUGUGGAGGAACUCCACGAACGCUCGUGCGGCGGGCUAUCGAGCCGCUUGCGAUGGCGCAAAAAUGACGUAUGAGGGGUGUUUAGCCGCAACGGAUGCGAUGGCUGACACGAGUCACUGGCUCAUUCUGGAUAUCUUUUGGGGAGAGUUUUGCAUCCGCUUCCUCUACGGCACUGUUUUUAUCCCUUCGAGAGACUUUUUUGCGGAUUACAUCUUCUGGCCCGGUCUGCAUUUGACCUUAACCGGCUUGGAAAGGCUGACGAGAUUCAGCUAUUGGUACGUUCUCGUUCCUGGGCAUCGCUACGUGCUGCGACCCUUUUUCGACUAUGUCCUGAAGCCAACGGGGUACGUGGUUUACUAUAGCUUGGGGUGUGUGGGGGAAGGCUUGCGCAUCGCGCACAGACACACGUUUGCGCGGGUGCCAGACUCGGUCCGUUGGUCGUUCGCCUUAGCCAAAAAAUCCUGGCUACGAGUGCGCACAACGAUGGCGACCAAGUGCGCGCCCUUAGUGAUGAGUGCGAAGCAAAAGUGGCAGGCCACACGGCAAUACUGCACUGCUAUCAUCGGAGAACUGUAUGCGAAUAGGAUACGCCCCCAAGUGGAGCGAGCGUAUAACUCGACAAUCGUGCCAGCUAGGGCAGCGGCAAGGGCAGCUGCGAACUCAGCGUCGGAGAGGUCGCGUUUGAUACUUGCAGAUCUCAGACGGCGCAUGGAUAGGGCUCGACAGCAGGCUAGUGAAGCAUGGCAAAAAUUUUGA